GCAGAGAGACAGUAUAUGCUUCUUUCAUCAUGACUUUUAACAACAUGUGCAGGCUCACUCUGACUGCAGGUCUCUGUUUGAUGAUGGCCAGCUUGGCCUCUCCCUCAGCCUCUCCCUCAGUCUCUUCCCACAGGCUGGUGUGUUACUACAACAGCUUGUCUGAAAAAAGAGGAAAGUUCACGGUUUCAAAUAUUGAUCCAAACAAGUGUACCCACUUGAUCUACGCCUUCUCUGACAUUAAAAAACAACACAGGCUGGUCCCGAGCACAUCAACUGACAUACUACACUAUCAGGCCUUCAAUGGACUCAAAACCAGAAAUCCACUGCUCAAAACCCUGUUGGCUGUUGGUGGCCUGAACUUUAACAAACAAAAAUUCAGUGCAAUGGUGGCAACACAACAAAACAGAGCAAAGUUUAUCAGGUCUGCUAUCACACUACUGAGAGCAAAUGGUUUCGAUAAGCUCAAAGAGGCCUUUAUGGCUGAGGGAACAGCAGAUAACCGAUUACUGGUCACUGCCAGUGUCUCUGCUGAGAAAGCAAUCAUCGAUGCCAGUUAUGAAGUCGCACAGAUUACUACGUACCUGGAUUUCAUUAAUGUGCUGACAUUUGACUUUCACGGACCCGGGAAAAGUGUCACAGGACAUCACAGCCCCUUAUAUCAGGGAUCCCAGGACACUGGAAACAAAACCUACUUUAACACUGACUAUGCCAUAAACAUGGGGUUAGUGGCAUACGGGCGAGUUUUUAACCUCUCCUCUGCAUCCAGUGUUGUUGGAGCACCAGCCAAUGGUGCCAGUAUAGGAGGUCUCUUCACUGGUGAAGAAGGACUCUGGGCCUAUUAUGAGGCUGAUCAGAAGUCCAGUGCAAGAGGGUUUAUUCUUUGCUCAGAGAUGACAUCCAUUAAACCAAUAAACCCAUUUGAGUUGGUGGUCCGAACCAAGAACUGA
Messenger RNA from Epinephelus lanceolatus (giant grouper), 947 nucleotides. Its product is annotated as chitinase-3-like protein 1. NCBI's taxonomy places the organism in Eukaryota, Metazoa, Chordata, Actinopteri, Perciformes, Serranidae. Gene Ontology annotation, molecular function: chitin binding. Gene Ontology annotation, cellular component: extracellular region. Gene Ontology annotation, biological process: carbohydrate metabolic process. The record is from RefSeq and is a predicted model, not a curated record.